Messenger RNA from Exophiala oligosperma, 5334 nucleotides. RefSeq lists its product as uncharacterized. Gene Ontology annotation, cellular component: Swr1 complex. The record is from RefSeq and is a predicted model, not a curated record. NCBI's taxonomy places the organism in Eukaryota, Fungi, Ascomycota, Eurotiomycetes, Chaetothyriales, Herpotrichiellaceae. Bases 209 to 5047 code for a protein of 1612 amino acids. Gene Ontology annotation, molecular function: histone binding; ATP hydrolysis activity; ATP binding. The transcript is spliced from 2 exons.
GUCGAUUUUGCCUACAGCCUUUCUUAAUCUUGACCUCACCACUUCAUCUGACGCGCACAUUCCUUCAAACUUUGCAGGUUUGCUCGACUCGAUCCUUCGAACAAAUCGACGUGCGAAACGACUACUUUAACGCCCUACCCGUGGAGUAUGCUGGUCGCGCUUUUGUUAUUAUUGUAAGGGAUCAAUUUUGCGAUGGCAGCAGGCGCAAAUGCCGGACUCUCCUCCGACCGGCGACUUGCAUCCCAGCAGCCAAAAUCAAGGAGUUUUCACGGAUAAUGAAGUCGUACCUCCUCCCCGCCACGACGAUGCCUCGAUCGAACGCGGUGACUCUGAUGAGCCGCAGUCUAAAAGACGGAAGAUCGCAGAACACAAAGCCUCUCCGAGACCAGUGUCGCCUCCCUGGAAACGGAUCGCGGCGGAAGGCCCAACUUCCUUCCUCGAAGAUGGCCGAAGGAGAUCUGGAAGGACAAAUAUCGUGCCCCUCGAUUUGCAGCCGCAGUCGAACAAGAGGCACACCCGCGCCGCGUUUGACAAGGUGAAGACAGAACAACAACAAAAACACGCCAAGCCCGUCUACAAUGUGUCGACACGAAAGCCAAAGGCUGAGAUGCCAGAACCAUCGCCCACGCCUAAACGAGUUCCCGGCAGGCCUCCUAGAAAUCGCGAAUCUGGCAAGACGCCCUCAGUCAAACAUGAAGAGGCGCCGAAACCCGCCCAGGCCCUGCAUGCGCACCAAGAUCAAUAUGUACGGGAAAGAAGACGUUCGCGAGAAGUCGAAGGAAUGAAAGCCAAAAUCGAAGAGCUUAAGAAACUCCGAGAUAGCCUGAAGUCCUCCGGUGCCUCUGUGUCCAAGUCGCCCAGCCGUCGUGGCCGGCGAAAAUCUACCGUCGUCAACGGGGUCGAUGUUAAGUCGCCACCCCACAUGAAUGGUGCUUUGGAAACGGAUGACGAUGGAGACGAAUCGGAAACAUCUAGCAUACACACGACACGGGAUGCAGAUGUGCCUUUGACCUUGCACAAAGUGACAUUUCGUGUCCAGCUCCCUGAGCCCACUGUUGCUACGCCUUCUAAUAUCCCGCCGCCGAAGAGAUUCACAUCAUUUUCGGAAUUCCUGGACCAUGACGAGUCCGAGCCACGCGCCGGUGAGGACAUACUCACCCCGCAACAAAUUAGAAAAGAGGCUGCAGCAAGAAACAGAGUAUGUGGAGCGGUAAAGAGUGGCAAGGUCUUUGACAAAUUGCUAAAUGAUACGCUACCUGCAAAACACGACGAACCAAAACGACAAUACGCGCAUCUCGACUAUUUGCUUGCCCACAUCGGCCAUUUCAGACAUCUGCUGAGGAAGGAAGCACAAGAUCAUAGGCGGAUAGCACAGACCUUGGCUCACGAGGCGAAAAAGUAUGUGGAAGAGAAGCGAAAACGAAACAAAGUCAAGAGUCCCGAGGAGAUAGAGCAAGAAAGGCGGCUGGCGGCUAUUGCUUCGUAUCGGGCCGUGGUGAAAGAUAUGGACAAGUUGUGGACAGCCGUGAGGACUGAGGUAGACCUCAUGCGACAGAAACAAUACGAAGAAGAACAGCAAGCGAAGAUGAAAGGCCAUCUCGCCCGGGUGCUGGAUCGAACUGAUCAAAUGCUAAGCCGUGCCACCGAUCAAGAGGAGUCUCUCAUGAGUGAGACAGACCUGUCAACGGACGAGGGAGCAACGAGCGAGACUGAAGACAGUGAACAAAUGUCUGAAAGCGAUACAGAACCAGAGUCGGAAUCUGCAGCCGGUGAUGAUGAUGCAGAAAUGUCAAUCGAGGAAUUGAAGCGAAAGUACGGAAAUCUUCCCGAGUUAUCAGCUGAUGAAGAGAUGUCUGUUCAAGCUGAUGCAGAGACCGAUCCACAUCAGUCUGAGGAAGAAGAUUCAGAUCCUGAGACCGAAAUGGACAGCGAGUUUGACACUGAUGACUCAAAUGAUGGUGAUGAUGACGACGACGACAAUGCCGAAGAUAGUGAAGAAGAGACUCGAGGCGGCCUUCUAUCGUUGUUCUCGAAGAAAGAAAUCGCCAGUAUGGCACCAUCCUCAGAAGAUGCUGCAUCUGAGGAUAACGAUGGCGAAGCUGCCAGUCCACCCAUGGUCGAAGUCCUCGAAGAUCACGAGAUGCAAAACGUGGAAAAUCAGCCAAUUCCGACAGAUUCGGAAAAAGCUGAGCAUGACGAGGCCGUACCCGCACGCAUGCCUGAAAGUGACCACCAUGAGGAGGUACAUCGAGACGCUUCAGCUGACGUCCACAUGUCCCAGCUAGACGACAAUGAUUCCGUCAGUCAGGAGGCAAGUGCUCACACUUCGCCACAUACGACUGCAACCAAACUGUCCGAACUGGACUCUGUUUCAUCGAUUGAAGCCGCUGCCGAAGCCACAGCCGAAGCCACAAAACCUGCAGUCCCAUCUCCGGAGAGCAAGUCCAUCAUCAAAACCCCAGUUCCUAGCUUGUUGCGCGGCACUCUACGAGAGUAUCAGCAUGAAGGACUCGACUGGCUCGCAGACCUGUAUGCACACGGAAGAAGUGGCAUUUUGGCUGAUGAGAUGGGUCUCGGUAAGACGAUUCAAAGUAUUUCAUUGCUCGCACACCUUGCCGAGGUUCAUGAGGUCUGGGGUCCGCACCUUAUUGUGGUACCGACCAGCGUGAUGCUCAACUGGGAAAUGGAGUUCAAGAAGUUUCUGCCUGGCUUCAAGAUUUUGACAUACUAUGGUAGCCCAGAGGAGAGAAAACAGAAGAGAAAAGGUUGGAUGACCGACGACAGUUUCAACGUUUGUGUGACGUCGUAUCAACUUGUUUUGCAAGAUGCCAAUUCGUUCAAAAGGAGAAGAUGGCAUUACAUGAUACUUGAUGAAGCUCACAAUAUCAAGAACUUCCGGUCAGAAAGAUGGCAAACCAUGAUGACUUUCAAUACAAGAGCUCGACUUCUCCUAACAGGAACACCGCUGCAGAACAACUUGACCGAAUUAUGGUCUCUCCUGUUCUUCCUCCAUUAUGGUCAGGAAAACCAGGGCGAGGACGAUGCUUUUGCCGGCCUAAAAGAAUGGUCUGAAUGGUUCAAGAAGCCAGUAGAAUCGAUCUUGGAACAUGGAAGGCAGUUUUUGGAUGAAGAAGACCGAGAACAGGUCGCGAAGCUGCACAAAGUCAUUCGGCCUUUUCUUCUUCGAAGGCUGAAAGCAGAUGUUGAAAAGCAGAUGCCGGCAAAGUACGAACACGUGGAGAUUUGUCGGUUGUCCAAACGCCAGCGACAAUUGUACGAUGGCUUCAUGUCAAGAGCGCAGACUAAGGAAACUCUUGCUUCCGGAAACUAUCUCUCCAUCAUCAAUGCUCUGAUGCAGCUUCGAAAAGUGUGCAACCAUCCAGACCUCUUUGAAACACGGCCCAUCACAACCUCUUUUGCCAUGCCCAAAUCUACGACUGCCACUUUCGAGAUCAAAGACCUCCUUAUCCGGCGCAAGAUGAUGCGUAAUGCUGCAAACGACCUAGACCUCGAUUUCUUGAGGUUGGCCCCGCUGUCGGACGAGAGUAUGUCUAUGAUAGAGUUCAUGCAGACGGCCGGACGUCAUGCAUCUCACCUUCUCAAAGGUUUACGAGAAUCACAAUAUCGGCGGAUCUCUCAAGAUACUAAUUGGCAUGGUGAAACUUGUUUGGGAGUUUUGGGCUCACUGGAAAACGUUGGAAGAAAGUCUAGGAUUCAAGAGCUCGACCGAGCAAUUUACUACGAGGCGUACCGCCACCAUCAACACCCGAUCUAUGGAAGAGGACUGAUUAACAAGUUGACCGUCAAUACUACCGGCGCCUUCCUUUCCAGACUUUCUCCUUUUAGAGUCCGAAGCAAAUGGUGGGAGAACGAGAUGCCGGUGGCAGCUCUUGAUCUUGUACAGUCUGUCGAGUCGAGAUCCGCUCUCAUGGAGCCUCUCAUUGAGCAGUUCGCCUGCGUUACCCCUGCCGUGGUUGCUACAGACUUGGGCAUGACCGCUGUAACCGAAGCAGGAGCUGCAACUAUAAGAGCAGAUCCCCAAACGUGGAAACGGGAUCCCUUUCACCAAGCAAGGAUGAAACUAUCCAUAGCAUUUCCCGACAAGAGACUCUUGCAGUACGACUGUGGCAAGCUACAGAGAUUGGACAAGUUAUUGCGGCAAUUGCAGUCAGGAGGUCAUCGGGCGCUCAUCUUCACCCAAAUGACCAAGGUAUUGGACAUUCUCGAACAGUUUCUCAACAUUCAUGGCCAUCGGUACCUCAGACUAGACGGCGCUACCAAGGUUGAGCAAAGACAAAUUCUAACCGACCGAUUCAAUAACGAUCCUCGCAUCCUGGCUUUCAUCCUUUCGUCUCGAUCCGGUGGAUUGGGUAUCAACUUGACAGGAGCGGAUACUGUCAUCUUCUACGAUCUGGAUUGGAAUCCUGCCAUGGACAGGCAAUGCACAGACCGAGCACAUCGGAUAGGACAGACUCGUGACGUCCACAUCUAUCGAUUCGUCUCCGAGCACACGAUCGAGGCCAACAUUCUUCGCAAAGCCAACCAAAAGCAACUGCUGGACGAUGUUGUCAUUCAAGAGGGCGACUUUACGACAGAUUACAUGAACAAGUUGACCUACCGGGACAUGCUUGACGAUGAUGGCGCACCAGACGAGAACGACGCCGCCGGACUCGCCAUGGACAGGGUUCUUGGGAACGACAAGACCAACGUUGCCGUGUUGGAACAGGCGGAAGACCAAGAGGAUCGUGCCGCGGCCAAGGUGGCCGCCAGGGAAGUGCAACACGCCGACGACGGUGACUUCGAGGACAAGACCGCCUCCGCGACCCCGCGCACCAACGAAGCCCACACGCCCGGGCCGUUUGCCGCCACGGAGGCGGCGUUGGCGGAGACUCGAGACGAUCAGGAUCAAGUCGACGGCCACGACAUCGACGGGUACAUGGUCAAGCUGCAGUCGUGGAUGAUGAAGGACGUGCCGCUCGGUCCCGGCAAAGACAAGCGGAAAAGGGGGAAACGACGUGACGAGCACCGAGUGAGAAGAGUUAGGUAGUUAGAGACAGGGUGAUGACGGUGGCGACUUGUUUUUUUUCGACUUGUUUUUUUUCUUUCUUUCUCGAUUGCUUGUGAAGCCCUCUCUAGGUACGGAGGAGUAGCAAGUCGGACGGACAGAGGGCCGUGGGGGGUUCCGGUGGGGUCGGUCGUCACCGGCGCUCACCCAAGUGUAAAAAUAGCUUGAUACAAAAAGACCAUUUGAUUACAUCCUGGCUAUCACAUUGUGGAAGGUUGUGACGAGAAUUAAAGUGUAAAAAGAGAAGAUGUAUAAAAACAGAAUUCGAC